Naegleria lovaniensis is the source of this 750-nucleotide messenger RNA. RefSeq lists its product as uncharacterized. NCBI's taxonomy places the organism in Eukaryota, Heterolobosea, Eutetramitea, Acrasida, Naegleriidae. The record is from RefSeq and is a predicted model, not a curated record. The coding region runs from base 1 to 750 and encodes 249 amino acids. The transcript has 2 exons.
AUGAAAGUACUUUUUAUGACUGUCAAUGUGGCUUGUCAGGUUUUAACUUGUUGUUUCACAUUAGGAUUUGCUAUUGGUACUUUAACCAUUUUUUUCGACAAUUACUAUGGUUCUGAUAACAACGAAUAUUGUUCGGAACGAACAAUAUCAACAUUGCUAUUAGCAUGGUCUUGUUUUGAUUUUCUAUCUGUUCUUUUUAGCAUUUGUGUGAUUGCAAGUGCUUUUUUCGAAAAUUGUUUACAAACUCCGAAAACUAGAAAACGAAGACUUGACGAUGAUAUUAAUCAGUAUACAUCAAUUACGUUUUUAGGGCUCAAAAUUAUUUGUUUUUUCGGAUCACUAGGGGUACUAUGUUAUUUGACCUAUUUAUUAUUUGCCGAGGAUUGUGAAGGUGUCAACAAUUCUCUUUUUGUGUCUGUGGUCAUUAUUGUCGUCUGUGAGUGGUUUGCCAUAACAGCUGUGUCGUGUUGUUUUUUGUGCUCACUUACUGGCUUACUGGGUUAUUUAAUAUUUAUUGGACUUACUGCCACCAAUUUACAAAGCUCUAGAUAUUUCUCUGAUUCACGAAAUGAGAGCCAACAAAAAUCAACAGUUGGAGAAACAAUUCUAGAUGAUCAUAGAAGACACGAAGAAGAAAAGAGUUUACUCAGGAAAGAAAAAGCUGAGAAGGAAAAGUUCAAGAAAAUUUAUUCUCCCUAUCACAAGCAUUUCAUACAUGGAACUUCCAUACCAGAUCCACUCAAAGACUGA